Cloeon dipterum is the source of this 1782-nucleotide messenger RNA. Its product is annotated as KH domain-containing, RNA-binding, signal transduction-associated protein 2-like. Gene Ontology annotation, biological process: regulation of alternative mRNA splicing, via spliceosome. Gene Ontology annotation, molecular function: mRNA binding. The coding region runs from base 230 to 1582 and encodes 450 amino acids. NCBI's taxonomy places the organism in Eukaryota, Metazoa, Arthropoda, Insecta, Ephemeroptera, Baetidae. Gene Ontology annotation, cellular component: nucleus. The record is from RefSeq and is a predicted model, not a curated record. The transcript has 10 exons.
CGAGCUGAGCCAGCCAGCCUCUGGUGCUCAGUUAGUUCUCGGCCGCGGCUCGCAUGAGAGACUUCGGCGCGUCCGCCGCACUGUGCACCUUUUCCUCACGCUAGAGCUACAGCCCCGGAUUCCGAAUUCGCGUCAGGACGUCCAUGGUGCUCGCCGCCGCUCGUAUUGCGUAUUGAAAGCACAAGUUCGCCGCGACAAGACCCACUUUGCCGUUGGCGCCGCCGAAAAGAUGAGUGAUGAGUGCAGCGUGUUGUUGGACCAGAACACAGUGACAAUGGAACAGCCAGGCAGUGACGCCGGCAGCUCGAGCACAACAGACAACCAGCCCACCUCGCCCGAGGACUACAUGCGACAGCUCGCGGCAGAGAAGUCCGCCCUCGAGCUGCAGAGCCCCGGCUGCGCCCUCACCCUCAGACUCAUUUCACAAGAGCUGGAACGUGUGCAGAGUACGGGCAGGUUGUCUCGGGAGGAGAAGAGGACGUUCGCAGACAUCACCAAGGAAAAGCCCAUCAAAGUGUCAGUGCGAGUGUUGGUGCCCAUCAGGGAACACCCUAAGUUCAACUUUGUUGGGAAGCUGCUUGGACCAAAAGGCAACUCAUUAAAGCGGCUGCAGGAGGAAACAAUGACAAAAAUGGCCAUCCUUGGACGGGGCUCGAUGCGAGACAAACAAAAGGAGGAGGAGUUGCGGGGGUCGACAGAUCCGAAAUUCUCGCACCUGAACGACGACCUGCACGUGGAAGUAACGGCGUUCGCACCCCCUGCAGAGGCCCACGCCAGAAUCGCGUACGCGCUCGCCGAAAUACGAAAAUUCCUGGUGCCCGACUAUAAUGACGAAAUUAGGCAAGAACAAAUGCGCGAGAUCCAGCUGAUGAACGCGGGCUCAGGGGCUGUGAUUAGCAACGCAUCUUCAGAGGCCGCGGCGGCCGCAGCGGCUGCGGCGGCGACCCUCGCGGGGGCAAGUGCGGUCGGCAAGGUGGUGUCGCCCCGCUGCCCUCAACCUGCCCCUGGCAUGAUCCUGCACCCGGCGCUGAGAGAGCUGGGCAGGGCGCAAGGACUCAUACCUGCGGCCACCAUGUUUCGCGGCGCUUCGAUCCUCAGCAGAGUGCGACCGGCCGCGAUUCCCAUUCCCGGAACCAGAGGAGGCUCGUCGCCGGCGCCGAAACGUUCCAUCCUUACCCUUCUAGGCAGAGUGGGUAGAAAUCCCGCGACGGGGGUCGAUGAGAACGGACUGGAGACUGGCGACGACUCGGGGGCGGCCGCGGCGGCAGCGGCGGCUGCGGCCGUCUACGGUCUCUACGACGGAUACACCGCGGCGCCAGGGUACGGCCUUUUGGAAGACUACACAAACGGCGCUGGGCUGAGUGAAGACGUCGAGGAUAUGUCUCAAGAUUCGGUAAACGGCGCCGUAGCUGCCGCUGAAUUCGCCGCCAGACCCGAGGGUGGAGCGCUCAAAGUUGCUGCAGGCUUGGAUAGAGCCCGCUAUCGGCACGACCCGUACGCGAGGCUCGUUGACGCCAGUUUGCCCGACGUGACAGAGAUAGAUUUCCCCGUUGCCGCCGCCGCUGCUCUGUUCAAAACUUGAUCUCUUUUCUGCUGGACGGCAUUCGUGGCUCAGAGAUUGAAAUAAUUUUGAUAAAAAGAGAGAAUAAAACGACCGAGGAAUAGUUUAUAUACAUACGCCAACGGAAUCUUACAAACCUCGACUCUGCUUCAGAAUAUAGAUAUAUAUGAAUUGUACACUAUAUUAUUGUAUAACUAGAACGAGAACAUCAAUUUUAAAAA